Messenger RNA from Neodiprion virginianus, 676 nucleotides. RefSeq names its product thioredoxin domain-containing protein 6-like. Lineage: Eukaryota; Metazoa; Arthropoda; Insecta; Hymenoptera; Diprionidae. The record is from RefSeq and is a predicted model, not a curated record. The transcript has a single exon. Bases 146 to 616 code for a protein of 156 amino acids.
AUUGUCCCAAAGUGUACAUUUGACACUUGAAGCUAUACCAGCGUGAAGAUGUCGAAUAGAUGAUCGAUCACCGUUUCAAGUGAUUGUCGAUCCAUCGGGAAUGACGGGAUUCUGCUUAGGCGUCGAUUGACAGUCUCUAGCGGUCAUGGCGAAGAAGAGUGGGCCGGUAGCGCUGCAAACGGAAGUAACUAACGAUGCCGAAUGGGCGUUGAUACUCGAGCGAAAGGGGCUGGUUCUGGUCGACAUUUAUUCGGACUGGAGCGGUCCGUGCUCAGCGAUGGUGAGCAGCCUGAGAAAGAUCAAGCUAGAGUCUGGAGGCGACAUCUUGAGCUACGCGGUUGCGAGGAAUAACGACAUAACGGACCUCGAACGGUUCCGGGGGAAGAGCGAACCCGUUUGGAUGUUCAUUCAGAACGGUACGAUGGUGAACAUGAUGUUCGGUGCCCACUGUCCUAACCUUUCCCGGCUUUUGCUUGACGAGAUAAAACGAGUCCAGCAGGAAGAGGCGCCCAGGUUUGCACUCCCGGUUUCCGAACGUGGCCCCGAGGAGCAGAAGCGCUGGGAAAUUCUCGAGGAACAGAGGUUAGGCUCGUCUUUCGCCGCUUCCAUUCGUUGACACCUUUUUCCAACCAGACUGGCCAAGGAAAAGGCGAUCGCGGCUAAGGAGGACGCCGAA